Schizosaccharomyces osmophilus is the source of this 747-nucleotide messenger RNA. RefSeq names its product RNase P and RNase MRP subunit p30, Rpp1 (gene rpp1). The record is from RefSeq and is a predicted model, not a curated record. Gene Ontology annotation, molecular function: RNA binding. Gene Ontology annotation, cellular component: nucleolar ribonuclease P complex. Lineage: Eukaryota; Fungi; Ascomycota; Schizosaccharomycetes; Schizosaccharomycetales; Schizosaccharomycetaceae. The coding region runs from base 1 to 747 and encodes 248 amino acids. The transcript has 4 exons. Gene Ontology annotation, biological process: tRNA processing.
AUGUUUGCAGACUUAAAUGUAGUAUGGCCUUCGUUAGGUAUAAAAGAUUCGACAAUAGUGAAUACUGUUAAGAUGCUCGAAAAAUUGGGUUAUGCGGCUGUUGCAUUGAAUUAUCAGUUUGAUGGAAAAUUACAAAACGUUAUUAAAAACCCCAUCCCUGCCACUUUGUAUCCAGAACAGAAAAUUAAGAUUUAUUCACGAAUCACUUUAACCAUCGAAUCGACACCUCAGAACAAAAUUUUGCAUAAUGCAACAAAAGAGUUUGACAUUCUGGGUUUAAGACCAGUGGGAGAAAGAUUGCUGCAGCAAACUGCUAGUGAUCUUGAGUUUGACAUAUUGUCCUUUGAUUUUUCUCAGAGAUUACCCUUUUAUUUGAAGCAUACUAUUAUGGGACUCGCGGUUUCUCGAGGAAUCGGAAUUGAGAUUUCUUAUGCUUCGGGCUUGCGGGAAACUUCUAGUAGAAGAAAUUUGGUUACAAACGCUUCUAGUUUGGUUCGCGCUACCAGAGGACGCGGUAUAUUAAUAUCCAGCGAAAGCAGAAGUCCAUUAGAAUGCCGUGCCGCCUUUGACGUUAUAAACCUAGCGACCUUUUGGGAUCUGAAACAAGAUCAAGCUAGGUAUGCUAUUAGUGGAUUCUGUCGAUCUAUUAUAUUGCAUGCUGAAACAAGAAGAAAUACUUAUCGUUCUUCCGUUAAACUGGUGGAUGAAGAUACUACACCAAAUAAAAGAUUGAAGGUGGCUGCCUAA